CAUUCAUUCAUUCAUUUCACAUUAACCAGCUCUCUUCUUCCUCCUUUCUAAUAUUUAACAAUUGCAUCACUCUCUCUCUCUCUCUCUCUCUCUCUCUGAAUCGUGAUCCGCCGCCGAAUUCUCUGUUCUCAUCGAAUCCAUCGCUGUUCCUCAGAAGCAGAUCGUAGGUUAGCUGUUGAAGAUGGCAUCAACAGCGACUGGGUGGUACAGAGGAAGGGUCAAAGCUGUUCCUUCUGGGGAUUGUUUGGUCAUUGUGGCCCUCACUAGCUCAAGGCCUGGUGCUCUUCCUGAAAAGACCAUCACUUUAUCAUCUUUAAUUGCUCCUAGGCUGGCAAGAAGGGGUGGUGUGGAUGAACCAUAUGCUUGGGAAAGUAGAGAAUUUCUAAGGAAGCUCUGCGUUGGGAAGGAGGUGACCUUCAAGAUUGAUUACAAUGUGCCCUCCAUAAAUCGUGAGUUUGCAAGUGUUUUUCUUGGGGAUAAGAAUGUUGCAAUGCUGGUUGUUGCUGCAGGAUGGGCAAAGAUUAGAGAGCAGGGGCAACAGAAAGGAGAAGCAAGCCCUUACCUUGCAGAAUUGUUAAGAUUGGAAGAACAAGCUAAACAGGAAGGCGUUGGUCGUUGGAACAAGAGUCCAGGUGCUGCUGAGGCCUCCGUCAGAAAUCUACCACCUUCAGCCAUUGGUGAUCCAAGCAACUUGGAUGCUAUGGGUUUGUUGGCUGCAAACAAAGGCAAGCCAAUGGAAGGAAUUGUUGAGCAGGUUCGCGAUGGCAGUACCCUGCGAGUCUAUCUGCUCCCUGAAUUUCAGUUUGUCCAAGUUUUCGUGGCUGGAAUUCAGUCCCCACAAAUGGGAAGGAAAGCUGCAUCAGAGCCUGUUGUUGAGUCAGAGGUGACAGCAGAUAGAACCGAUAGUGGAGAUGUUCCUGCUGAGUCUCGAGCCCCACUUACAUCUGCCCAAAGGCUUGCAGUUUCAGCUGCUGUUGCUGAAAGUGUUGCUGAUCCUUUUGCUCAUGAGGCUAAAUUUUUCACCGAGAUGAGAGUGUUGAACCGAGAUGUGCGGGUUGUCCUUGAAGGUGUUGAUAAGUUCAGCAAUUUGAUUGGGUCAGUGUAUUAUCCUGAUGGUGAAUCAGCAAAAGACCUGGCGUUGGAACUUGUUGAAAAUGGUUUCGCCAAAUAUGUUGAAUGGAGUGCAAAUAUGAUGGAGGAUGAGGCUAAGAGGAAGCUGAAGGCUGCAGAGCUUCAGGCUAAGAAAAGCAGAUUGAGGAUGUGGACAAAUUAUGUACCACCAGCAACUAAUUCCAAGGCAAUUCAUGACCAGAAUUUUACAGGAAAGGUGGUUGAGGUUGUAAGUGGGGACUGCAUCAUUGUUGCAGAUGAUUCCAUUCCUUAUGGCAGUCCACUAGCAGAGAGACGAGUUAACCUGUCAAGUAUUCGAUGUCCCAAAAUGGGCAAUCCUCGUAGAGAUGAAAAACCAGCUCCCUAUGCUCGUGAAGCAAAGGAGUUCUUGAGAACACGCCUCAUUGGCCGUCAAGUUAAUGUACAAAUGGAGUAUUCUAGAAAGGUUAGUCCAGCAGAUGGGUCUGCAGCUCCACCUGGAGCUGCUGAUGCUAGAUCAAUGGAUUUUGGAUCGGUUUUCCUAGUAUCAAAUGUUAAGAGUGAGGGUGAUGGUGUUCCUGCUGGUAGCCAGCAACCUGGGGUCAAUGUCGCUGAGUUGGUAGUUGCUCGAGGAUUUGGAACUGUCAUUAGACAUCGGGACUUUGAUGAGAGAUCAAACUACUAUGAUGCUCUUCUUGCUGCAGAAUCACGUGCCAUAUCUGGCAAAAAAGGAAUCCAUUCUGCCAAGGACUCUCCGGUCAUGCAUAUAACUGAUCUGACCAUUGCAUCAGCCAAGAAAGCCAAAGAUUUCUUGCCUUUCCUGCACCGGAGUAGAAGAAUCCCAGCUGUUGUGGAAUAUGUCCUCAGCGGCCAUCGUUUUAAAUUGUUAAUUCCAAAAGAAACUUGCAGCAUUGCUUUUGCAUUCUCUGGUGUUAGAUGUCCUGGUCGUGACGAGCCAUAUUCUGAGGAAGCAAUUGCACUGAUGAGGCGAAAGAUUAUGCAGAGAGAUGUUGAGAUUGAAGUGGAAACUGUUGAUAGAACUGGAACGUUCUUGGGAUCCUUAUGGGAGUCAAGGACAAAUGUAGCAGUUACACUCCUUGAAGCUGGUCUUGCAAAACUUCAAACAUCCUUUGGCAGUGACAGAAUUCCUGAUUUACACCUUCUGGAGCAAGCUGAACAAUCUGCAAAGAGGCAAAAGCUGAAAAUAUGGGAGAAUUAUGUCGAAGGGGAGGAAGUCUCUAAUGGUGCAACUGUUGAAAACAAACAGCAAGAAGUUCUUAAGGUUGUGGUUACAGAAGUUUUGGGUGGUGGUAAAUUCUAUGUUCAACCCGCUGGAGAUCAGAAGAUAGCAUCCAUUCAGCAACAGCUUUCUUUUUUGAACCUUCAAGAAGCUCCUCUGCUUGGUGCUUUCAGUCCUAAGAAGGGUGACAUAGUCCUUUGUCAUUUUCUGGCAGAUAAAUCAUGGUACCGAGCAAUGAUCGUCAAUGGGCCUCGAGGAGCCGUUCAAUCUCCCCAGGAUAAAUUUGAAGUAUUCUACAUUGAUUAUGGAAAUCAAGAAGAAGUAACUUACAGUCAGUUACGACCACUUGAUCCAUCUGUCUCUGCCGCUCCUGGUCUUGCUCAACUGUGCAGCCUUGCAUACAUGAAGGUUCCAAACUUGGAAGAGGACUUUGGCCAAGAAGCAGCUGAAUAUUUGAGCGAACUCACUUUAGGCAGCGGCAAAGAAUUCAGGGCCAAGGUUGAGGACAGAGAUGCUUCAGGAGGGAAAACGAAAGGGCAGGGAACUGGGACUGUUCUUGCUGUAACUCUUGUUGCUGUGGAUACCGAGAUCAGCGUUAAUGCUGCCAUGCUACAGGAAGGACUUGGUAGGCUUGAAAAAAGGAACAGACGGGACAGAAGAGAGAAACAGCAAGCUCUUGAUAAUUUAGAGAAAUUCCAGGCAGAGGCAAAGACGAGCCGGCGUGGAAUCUGGCAGUAUGGAGAUAUUCAGUCGGACGACGAGGACACUGCCCCCCCUGCAAGAAAGGCUAGUGGCCGGAAGUGAGUGUCAUUUCUUUGGGGGAAGGUAACUUAUAAUUUAUAAGUUACUUAUAAUGUAGACAUCUUCACAGGGAAUAUGAGUCGAGUUAUAGUCAUCCACAUUUUACAUUGAGUUAAGAGAGGAAAAGAAAAUGCCGUGCGUAAUGCUUUGUGAGUUUUGUUUUUCUUGUUAUGAAUUUUGUUGUUAGAUUAAGGGGGACAAUUGUUUUCAAAGAUCAGACAAUAAAAGGGCAUGCGGCAGAAUUUAAUUAUUAUUAAUUAAUAUAUCAUGGGACGGCAUAGACAUUGUUUUA
Arachis stenosperma is the source of this 3422-nucleotide messenger RNA. Its product is annotated as ribonuclease TUDOR 1. The record is from RefSeq and is a predicted model, not a curated record. Gene Ontology annotation, biological process: mRNA catabolic process; regulatory ncRNA-mediated gene silencing. Gene Ontology annotation, cellular component: RISC complex; cytosol; nucleus. NCBI's taxonomy places the organism in Eukaryota, Viridiplantae, Streptophyta, Magnoliopsida, Fabales, Fabaceae. The transcript has 17 exons. Gene Ontology annotation, molecular function: RNA binding; nuclease activity. The coding region runs from base 182 to 3133 and encodes 983 amino acids.